AUUGAUGUUCUGCUGAAAAACUACAUGGGGAUCAUCCCACUGUGGAGUGGUUUGUUGCUUGGAGAUCUGACACGACAUGAGACACCAACAACUGGUGAAACAAACAAAACUUGCAAAACCAGAGAAACAAACUGCCAUGUGGAGCUAUGGUUUGGUUUGGUGAAACGAAACAUCCUGGGAAAGAAGAAGUACCUCAGACCAGCAGAGUUCAUCUCCAAAAUGUUUUCCUCUUUACAAGGACGAUAUGUAGAGCACAUUAUGCAGCAUGGUCUUCCAAUGAAAGUUCUUGACAAAGCCUUCACAGUUUCUAACAAACCUGUAGAUGAUCAUGAAGAGAAAUGGAAGAAGAGGGAAAGUUCUGCUGGUCAAUCUAAGUCCAAGUCCAAGUACUUCAAUCCCCCGAAGAGAAUACAAAAUCCUAAACCUUCACAACACACUAAAACAAAGAUCAAAGGAGCAGAUGCCGAUCAGCAUAAUAAAGAAUCACAGUUAACUCAGCUUUGGAAAAAGAGUGAUACAGAAGUUGUUGUUGCAGUUGUCCCUUCACAAAUUAAGGGUCGGAGCUUUGUCAUCCACCAUUCAGAGCUGUGCUCUCUUCGUCCACAUCAGUGGUUGAAUGGGGAGAUCAUUGAAAGCCUGUUUCAUGUGGCUGCCCAUGCAUCGGGAGUGGUGGACACCAUUUACAUCCUCAAUCACUACACAGCUGUGUAA
Archocentrus centrarchus (flier cichlid) is the source of this 711-nucleotide messenger RNA. RefSeq lists its product as uncharacterized. NCBI's taxonomy places the organism in Eukaryota, Metazoa, Chordata, Actinopteri, Cichliformes, Cichlidae. The transcript has 4 exons. The record is from RefSeq and is a predicted model, not a curated record. Bases 25 to 711 code for a protein of 228 amino acids.